Messenger RNA from Diceros bicornis minor, 1572 nucleotides. Its product is annotated as UDP-glucuronosyltransferase 3A1-like. The record is from RefSeq and is a predicted model, not a curated record. Bases 4 to 1572 code for a protein of 522 amino acids. NCBI's taxonomy places the organism in Eukaryota, Metazoa, Chordata, Mammalia, Perissodactyla, Rhinocerotidae. The transcript is spliced from 7 exons. Gene Ontology annotation, molecular function: UDP-glycosyltransferase activity.
AGCAUGGCGAGGUCAUGGACACUGCUUCUUAUCUGCUUCCUUCUGCCUGGAAUCCUGCUCUCAGAAGCUGCCAAAAUCCUAACUCUGUCCUUGCUGGGUGGAAGCCAUCAUCUACUAAUGGUUCGGGCUUCUCAGAUUCUUCAGGAUCAUGGUCAUAACGUCACUGUGCUUCUCCAGAGAGCAAAUUUAUUGAUAUCAGGUUUCAAAGAGGAGGAAAAAUCUUAUCAAAUUAUCCCUUGGCUUCUACCUGAAGAUCAUUACAAAGAAUUUAUGAAGUUUUUUGAUUUCUUCAUGAAAGAAGCUUUGGCUGGCAGAGACACAUUUGAAAGCUUUUUAAAACUGAUGGAUCUACUGGGACUUCAGUGCAGUCAAUUGCUAAAGAGAAAUGAUGUAGAUUCCUUAAAGGAUGAGAACUUUGACCUCAUAUUUGUUGAUGCAUUUGACUUGUGUUCUCUUCUGGUUGCUGAGAAGCUUGGGAAGCCAUUUAUGUCCAUUAUUUCCACCACAUUUGGCUAUACGGACUUUGGACUACCAAACCCCCUGUCUUACGUGCCAGUAGUGGAUUCCUUGCUAACAGACCGUAUGGACUUUUGGGGCAGAGUGAGGAACUUCCUGAUGUUUUUUGAUUUCUCCAUAAAGCAAUGGCGAAUCCACUCUACAUUUGACAACACCAUCAAGGAGCAUUUUCCCAAAGGCUCUAGGCCAGUUUUGUCUCAUCUGCUAAAGAAAGCAGAACUAUCGUUUGUUAACUCUGACUUUGCCUUUGAUUUUGCACGGCCUCUCCUUCCCAACACUGUGUAUGUUGGAGGCUUGAUGGCCAAACCCGUUAAAGCAGUACCACAAGAAUUUGAGAAUUUCAUUAGUAAGUUCGGAGACUCUGGUUUUGUCCUUGUGGCCCUGGGCUCCACGGUGAACAUUUUUCAGUCCCAGGAGCUACUCAAGGAGAUGAACAGUGCCUUUUCUCAUCUCCCUCAAGGGGUGAUAUGGAAGUGUAAGCCUUCUCAUUGGCCCAAAGAUAUCAAAUUGGCAGCAAAUGUGAAAAUUGUGGACUGGCUUCCUCAGAGUGACCUCUUGGCUCACCCGCACAUCCGUCUCUUUGUCACCCAUGGUGGGAUAAAUAGCAUCAUGGAGGCCAUCCAACAUGGCGUGCCCAUGGUGGGGAUUCCCAUCUUUGGAGACCAGCCUGACAACUUGCUCCGAGUAGAAGCCAAAAAGUUUGGUGUCUCUAUCCAGUUAAAGCAGAUCAAGGCUGAGACACUGGCUCUGAACAUGAAGCAAGUCAUAGAAGACAAGAGGUACAAAUCUGCAGCAGUGGCCGCCAGCAUCAUCAGGCGCUCCCAUCCCUUGACCCCUGCCCAGCGGCUGGUGGGCUGGACCAACCACAUCCUCCAGACAGGGGGUGCGGGGCACCUCAAGCCCCACGCCUUCCAGCAGCCAUGGCAUGAACAGUACCUGCUCGACGUCCUCUUGUUCCUGCUGGUGGUCACUGUGGGCACCGUGUGGCUCUGUGGGAAACUGCUGGGCAUGGUGGCCAGGUGGCUGUUUGGGGCCAAGAAGCUGAAGAAGGCCUGA